Messenger RNA from Aspergillus mulundensis, 1671 nucleotides. RefSeq names its product putative GABA permease. Gene Ontology annotation, biological process: transmembrane transport. The record is from RefSeq and is a predicted model, not a curated record. The transcript has 6 exons. Lineage: Eukaryota; Fungi; Ascomycota; Eurotiomycetes; Eurotiales; Aspergillaceae. Gene Ontology annotation, molecular function: transmembrane transporter activity. Gene Ontology annotation, cellular component: membrane. The coding region runs from base 1 to 1671 and encodes 556 amino acids.
AUGGCCUUCAACAACACAGUCCAUUCCAACCCUAAAAGUGCCGCGAGCAUUGCUAUUGACUAUGCUGAGUAUCAGCACAAAGGGACUGUGGCUCCCAAGUACAUGGGUACGGUGGUGGAUCAGCGUGAUAUGAAUGCUAUGGGCCGAGUUCAAGUGCUUCGCAGGAACUUCAGAUUCAUCUCAAUUCUCGGAUUUGCGUGUACGCUGAUUAGCACGUGGGAGGUGAUUUUGACUCUUCUAACCAGCGUGCUGACUGAUGGAGGUACUGCUGGUCUGAUAUGGGGUUUUAUCAUCGUCACUGUUGGGUUCUCGCUUGUUUUUGCCAGUUUAUCCGAGAUAGCUAGCAUGUCGCCAACGUCAGGAGGGCAGUAUCAUUGGGUGUCCGAGUUUGCUCCUCGUCGGUGCCAGAAGUUCCUGAGCUACAUUACCGGAUGGCUUACUGCAAUUGGAUGGCAGUGUGCUAUAGUAACCAUCGCCAUGCUUGCGGGUACCAUCAUUCAGGGCUUGAUCGUUCUCAAUGACCCAGGCUAUAGCUUUGAGCGGUGGCACGGCACUCUCCUCGUUGUAGCCAUUACUGCGUUCUCGAUCUUCUUCAACACCUUCCUGGCCAGAAAUCUUCCCGUGGUGGAGGCACUGAUUCUUAUUAUCCAUGUCGUCGGGCUCUUUGCCAUCAUCAUCCCGCUCUGGGUGCUCGCGCCUCGAAACAAUGCAAAGGCCGUCUUCACCGAGUUCAACAACGGCGGUGGAUGGAACAGCGACGGCACUGCAACCUUGGUUGGCUUUUCUACCACAAUUACCGCGAUGAUAGGCUACGAUUGCUCUGUUCAUAUGGGUAAUUUCCUACCGUACUCUAGUCGGUCGGCACUGACGAGAACAGCCGAGGAGAUCAAAGAUGCCUCUCAAACACUGCCCAAAGCCAUGAUGGCUGCGGUUGGGGUCAACGCGGUACUAGGGUUCAUCAUGAUCAUCACCCUCUGCUUUACACUCGUCGACGUCGACGGUGUCCUCGCAACCCCAACAGGCUUCCCAUUCAUCCAGAUCUUCUACAACACGACCCAGAGCUACGCCGCCACAAACACCAUGACCGCUGUCCUGGUGAUAACCCUGACCGCGAGUACCAUCACCGAGGUAGCAACGGCCUCCCGACAGCUGUGGUCUUUUGCACGAGACAAGGGACUCCCGUGCUCGUCCUUUUUUGCUUACGUAACACCCGGCUGGAACAUCCCCCUAAACUCCGUCCUCGUCUCGCUGGUCGUCACAAUCCUCCUCUCCCUGAUCAACAUCGGCUCAGCGGUAGCCCUAACAGCAAUCGUCUCCCUAACAAUAACAUCCCUGAUGUCCGCCUACAUCCUAUCAAUCGGGUGCAUACUGCUGAAGCGGCUGCGCAAAGAGCCCCUCCCGCACCGCCGCUGGUCACUCGGCCGCUUCGGCAUGGCCAUCAAUAUUGCAUCCAUGGCGUUUCUCCUGCCGGCCUUCGUAUUUUCCUUCUUCCCACUGAUGGCAGAGGUCGACGCGAAAACAAUGAAUUGGAGCGUUGUCAUGUAUAUUGGGCUGAUUGCGCUUGCAUCGGUAUAUUACGUUGUUAGGGGAAAGCACCACUUUGUCGCGCCUGUUGCGCUUGUCAGCAGAGACAGGGCGGAUGUGGCGCUGGGCAGUGGGAGAAGGAUGUAG